Molecule: messenger RNA, 1521 nt
Organism: Mycena indigotica
Lineage: Eukaryota; Fungi; Basidiomycota; Agaricomycetes; Agaricales; Mycenaceae
Product: Stn1 domain-containing protein
Exons: 4
Coding region: 13-1521 (502 amino acids)
Biological process (GO): nucleotide-excision repair; double-strand break repair via homologous recombination; DNA replication
Cellular component (GO): DNA replication factor A complex; chromosome, telomeric region; site of double-strand break
Source: RefSeq, a predicted model, not a curated record
UUCCCGACCACGAUGAGCGAGACGACGACGCACGCCGCGGAGAUGCAGGCCCUGUGGCAGUGGACGCUCACGCCCGAGGCGACCGCGGCGUGCCUCGUGCAGGAUGUGUUCCGUGCGCGGGAGCAGCGGGGCGACGAGAACAAGGAGAAAGCGGGCGAGGCGGAGUUCUAUUGGGUGGGCCGCGUACCGGUGCGGACGGUGCGGCUGGUCGGGAUGGUGGUCGGGGUGCAGGCGUAUGAGAGCAGGGUGGUGUAUUCGCUGGACGACGGAUCGGGGGUGAUGGAGUGCCAGCAUCGUCCGCCCCCGGAGAAGGGAGCGGGGGCAGCCGCAGACGGGCCGAAGCCGGUGGCGCGUCUGGGCGAGCAGGCGGUGGUCGUGGGCCGGAUCGCAAGGCACAGGGAUGGGAAGAGGGUGGUGGUGGACAGCAUUGAGAAGUGUCAAGACCCAAACGACGAGCCGCGACACUGGCUCGCGGUGCGUGACUUGCACGCGACACACUACGACAUCGACGAGCCUUUCGUCGUCCCCGCCCGCCCGCUUCAACCUACACCUGCCCCGUCAACACCGCGUCGCACGUCGGCGACAGUGUCCCCUCGGACGCCAUCGACUGCGGCAAGCAGCCCGGCCCGGGCCUCCAGCGUCGUCCCAAUGUCCCCGCACAAGCUGCGCCACCCGUCUCGCCUCCGAUCGCGUGAUCUCACCCAGAACGCGUUCAGAAUAUACGUGAAGCACUACAUGGCGAACGUGCCUCCGUGGUCGGAUCCCGGGCCGGGCACGCCGAAGACGCCGACCCAGGCACUGAGGGCGCUGGGGGUGGACGACACGCCGCGGCCUGCCCGACACACAAUGCCCUCCUCUUCUUCCUCAUUCCCUCAUACGCCUGCGACUUCAGCUGAAACACACGGCUUCACCGUCUCCUAUCUCCGGCGCGUGCCGGCCCUCGCACUGAUGGCGCAGAAGGUCGCGCACGCGGAAUGGAAGCGGCGCGCGUUGGAGGCGUACAACGCUGCCAAGGCGCGGGGCGAGCGGCCCGCGAAACCCGUACCGGAGAAGGACCCAGCGCGAAGAAGAGCGAGGACGAAGCGGCUGUUCGUGUGGGCCGUGCAGCAGCUCGUGAAGGACGGCGAGGUCGUGUCGUGGGAGGGCCCGGUCCGGCCGGCGCUCGGUCCGGGACUGGUUAGCACUCAGGACGGUGAUGUGAGUUUGUGGCGGAUGGACUCUUCAGCGUCGACUGCAGGCGGGGAUAGCACGCUGUUCUCCAACGCGAGCAGCAUGGCAGAUGGGGAGCAGGACGACGGCGAGUUGAGCGCGCCGGAGGACGGCGAGGAGGCGUUCGUCCCACUCACGCCCGCGUUCGUUGCCGCGGCCGUCGGGGGCGCCGUCCGUGUGCUCGCGGCCCGGGGCAAGCCGGCGGACGCGCAGGCGGUGCUAAGGUAUCUGCGGAGGAGCGACGACAUGUGGCGCAACCUGAACGAGGUGGUGGUGCAGGAUGCGCUGCGGCUGCUCGGGCUGGCGGAGUGA